Molecule: messenger RNA, 1697 nt
Organism: Thecamonas trahens ATCC 50062
Lineage: Eukaryota; Apusomonadida; Apusomonadidae
Product: ATP synthase subunit alpha, mitochondrial
Exons: 2
Coding region: 22-1662 (546 amino acids)
Biological process (GO): proton motive force-driven ATP synthesis; proton transmembrane transport
Molecular function (GO): ADP binding; ATP binding; proton-transporting ATP synthase activity, rotational mechanism
Source: RefSeq, a predicted model, not a curated record
CAUUCAACUGCUGGAUCGCACAUGUUCAGCCUUCGCCUUGGUUCGAUUGGCUCGUUUGCCACCUCGCAGGCCUCGCGCCUGUUCGCGUCUGCCGCGGCCGUGACGGCCAAGAAGGACGUGGGUGUGGCGGAGCUCUCGCGUGUGCUCGAGGAGCGGAUCCUCAACUACGAGUCCCCGACCGAGCUCAACGAGGUGGGCAAGGUCCUGUCUGUGGGUGACGGUAUUGCGCGCAUCCACGGCCUCAACAACAUCCAGGCCGGUGAGAUGGUUGAGUUCAAGUCGAAGAUCAAGGGCAUGGCUCUCAACCUGGAGAACGACAACGUCGGUGUUGUGGUUUUCGGUAACGACACCCUCAUCAAGGAGGGCGAGACCGUCAAGCGUACCGGCGCCAUUGUGGACGUGCCGGUCGGCGAGGGCCUUCUGGGUCGCGUCAUCGAUGCUCUCGGCAACCCGAUCGACGGCAAGGGCCCGAUCAACGCCAAGGAGCGCCGCCGUGUCGAGGUCAAGGCCCCCGGCAUUAUUCCGCGCCAGUCGGUUUCCGAGUCGAUGCUCACGGGCAUCAAGGCCGUCGACGCCCUCAUCCCCAUCGGCCGUGGCCAGCGUGAGCUCAUCAUUGGUGACCGUCAGUCGGGCAAGACCUCGAUCGCCAUCGAUUGCUUCAUCAACCAGGUGCAGCUGAACAAGCGCGCCAAGUCGGACAAGGACAAGCUGUUCUGCAUCUACGUGGCCGUCGGCCAGAAGCGCUCCACCGUGGCGCAGAUUGUGCAGCAGCUCGAGGAGGCCGGUGCUAUGGAGUACACGUGCGUCGUGGCCGCCACGGCCUCGGACGCCGCGCCGCUCCAGUUCCUCGCCCCGUACGCCGGUACCGCCAUCGGUGAGUCGUUCUCGCUCAACGGCCGCCAUGCCGUGAUCACCUUUGACGAUCUGUCGAAGCAGGCCGUGGCCUACCGUCAGAUGUCGCUCCUCCUCCGCCGCCCGCCCGGCCGUGAGGCUUACCCCGGUGACGUUUUCUACCUCCACUCGCGCCUCCUCGAGCGUGCCGCCAAGAUGUCCGACAAGCUCGGCGGCGGCUCGCUGACGGCCCUGCCCAUCAUCGAGACCCAGGCCGGUGACGUGUCGGCCUACAUUCCGACCAACGUCAUUUCGAUCACGGAUGGCCAGAUUUUCCUCGAGACUGAGCUCUUCUACCAGGGCCAGCGCCCUGCCGUUUCGGUCGGUCUCUCCGUCUCGCGCGUCGGUUCCGCCGCCCAGAAGAAGAUCAUGAAGUCGGUGUCUGGCUCGCUCAAGCUCGAGCUUGCCCAGUACCGUGAGAUGGCCUCGUUCGCCCAGUUCGGUUCGGACCUCGAUGCCGCCACCCAGGCCCAGCUUGCCCGUGGUGCCCGCCUCACCCAGACCCUCAAGCAGGGCGUUCUCGUCCCGAUGCCGCUCUCGGAGCAGGUUGCCGUCGUCUACGCCGCCGUCAACGACUUCCUUGACGGCAUCGCCGUCGAUGACGUCGUCGACUUUGAGGCCCAGUUCCUCGACUACAUCCGCGGCUCGCACGCCGACCUCCUCACCACCAUCGAGGACAAGCUCGAGCUCACCGAUGAGAUCGACGCCAAGCUCAAGGCUGUCUGCACCGAGUUUGUUGGCCAGUACACCGCCUCCAAGUACGGCAAGUAAGGCCUUUGUUUGCUCGUAAACGCACCCUCCAGUUC